Molecule: messenger RNA, 3336 nt
Organism: Elaeis guineensis (African oil palm)
Lineage: Eukaryota; Viridiplantae; Streptophyta; Magnoliopsida; Arecales; Arecaceae
Source: RefSeq, a predicted model, not a curated record
AUGAGGAAUUGCUACUACUUUGUCACCUACUCAAGGCUAGCAAUUUUGUUAUGGACUUCACUGAUUGUAGUCCAAUGCAACUGCAGCUCUAGCUUCGGAUGUCCUUUAGAAGAGUAUGAAGCUCUAUUAGAGCUUAGAUCUUCUCUCCUUCACAACAACUAUACUUCACCACCCACGUGGGGAAGAGGGAGAGACUGCUGCCUUUGGAAGAGAGUGAUCUGCAGCAAUAGCACAAAACAAGUGUCAAAGCUCAUGCUUUCAUGGCUCAUGGAAUAUGAUCAAUUUAAGCAAUGGCGAUUGAAUUUCAAUAUUUUUUCUUCCUUUCAUGAGCUCCGACAACUUAACUUAUCCGGCAAUCAAAUAAUAGGAUCGUUAUCACAAAUGGAUAUAUCAGGAUUAAGAAAGUUUGAAAUUCUUGAUCUAAGCGAUAACAUGCUCACCGGAACUAUUCCGUUAUCUCUCAAAAAUUUAUCUUCACUUAAUAUCCUGAAUCUAGGAGCCAACCAGCUGAAUGGUACACUUAAUAAGGAAGGAUUUCUAGAAUUGAGAAAGUUGGAAAUCCUUGAUCUCAAUAAUAAUUGGCUCAAUGAAAAUAGUCCAUUAUAUCUCAAGAACCUAUCUUCCGUCCGUGCUCUAUAUCUACGAGACAACAUGCUAAAUGGCACACUUGGUAUAGAAGAUAUAUCAGGAUUCAAAAAGUUGGAAAUCCUUGAUCUCAGCUAUAACCAGCUCACUGGAACUAUUUCAUCAUCUUUUAAAAAUCAAUCUUCACUCAAGGUUCUAUAUCUGCAAGGCAACUAUCUAAAUGGCACACUUGAUGUGCAAGACAUAUCAAGAUUCAAAAAGUUAAAAAUCCUUAAUCUUAGGUAUAACAGGCUUAUAACUAGGACUACUUUAUUAUCGUUUAAAAAUCUAUUUUCACUUGAUGCCUUAUAUCUAGGGGACAACAUGCUAAAUGGCAUACUUGAUAUGGAUAUAUCAGGAUUAAGAAAGUUGAAAAUCCUUGAUCUCAACGAUAAUGGCCUCACUGGAACUAUUGCAUUAUCUCUCCAAGUUCUAUCUUCACUCAGUGUCCUAAAUCUACAAUUCAACAUGCUGAAUGGCACACUUAAUUGGGAAGUGCUCGGUAGACUGCAGAACCUACGCACAUUGGAUCUCUCAUCAAACCAACUCAAUGGAAGUUUUCCUUUAUCCUUAAAGAAACUAGUUCGUCUUCAAUAUUUAGAUCUUUCUAGUAACCUAUUAAAGGGUAAUAUUCCAACAUGCAUCUUUGCAGGUCUUGAUUCACUUAAGCAUCUAGAUCUUUCUUACAACCAAUUUGAUGGCAAUUUCUCAUUUUCUUCCUUUGGUAAUCUUUCAAAGCUAGAAUAUAUCGACUUGUCAAACAAUGAGAAAUUAUUUAUACAUCUUGAUAGUGGGAAGUUUGUUCCAUCCUUGCAGCUGCGGUUUCUUAUCUUGUCACAUUGUAACCUUGAUGUGAACCCCCUUGCAACACCAGCUUUUCUUGCUUCUCAAUUCAAGUUAGAAGCUCUUGAUCUUUCUCACAAUAACUUGACAGGAAAUUUUUCCAUUUGGUUGUUCGUAAAUCUAACUAGACUGACAUAUCUCAACUUGAGAAAUAACUCAAUAGAGGGUGCAUUUCAAUUCCCGAAUCAUCUGAAUGCAACCAUGUUCUUUGUUGAUCUCUCUAUGAAUUUCCUCAGUGGAUUGAUUCCUACAAACAUCGGCACAAUAUUUCCACAUAUGGUGGCCCUGUAUUUAUCCUCAAAUCAUCUAACUGGAAAUAUUCCUUCAUCAUUGGGUAACAUGAGUAAUUUGCAACACUUGGAUUUGUCCAAUAAUCUUUUAUCUGGUGAAGUACCAAAUGCCCUGAUGAUUGAUUGCCCUAACUUGUUCUUCUUGAACCUUUCCAACAACAACUUACAUGGGAAGGUUUUUGGUACAAAUCAUGGUCAUGUUUCCCUUGAAGUUGUUGAUCUUCAUAGAAACAAGUUUAGUGGAACAUUGCCAAGCAAUCUGUCGGGCUACCAGCAACUAUGGGUAUUGGAUGUCCACAAUAACCAAUUAUCGGGUCUGGCUCCAGAGAGUGAAGGACUUGUUUCCAAUCUGUGGAUCCUCAACCUCGCAGGAAAUCAUUUCCAUGGCCAAAUAUCACAUCAUCUAUGUAAUCUGUCAAACCUUCAAGCAUUAGACUUGUCCAAUAACAGCCUCUCCGGGUCAUUACCUCAUUGCUUGCAAUCAUCCAAUUUAGCACUUCUCAAGAUUUCUGGGAACGAUUUAACAGGCACAAUUCCAACUGGCUAUUUCAAUAUUUCAUCCCUUGCAUCGUUGGAUGUCAGCAAUAACCAACUUUCAGGCAAACUACCGAGUCAGAUAAGAGACCAAAUGCCUUUGGAGAUUCUUGUUCUCCGUGCAAAUUCACUUGAAGGCUCAAUACCAAUGGAGUUAUGCAAGCUGUCGUCUUUACAUGUUCUGGAUCUUUCCCGAAAUAAUCUUUCGGGAUUAAUACCUUCUUGCUUUAGCAAAAUGCACUUCAGGAUAUCUAAUUCGACAGAUGAACAUUUGUCUCUAGAUGGAUUUAUCUUUGAUAUUAACAUUUUUCUAAGGACAUAUCUCACGACUACAGGAAGUGUAUUACACUUGGAUGAGUUAGCGACGGGAAUCCAUUCUGAUGUCAUCGUAGACCUCAUCACCAAAGGCAUCUUAUACGCCUACACAACGGAUAAUUUGCUUCCGUCUGCAAUUGAUUUGUCAGAAAACAAGUUGACAGGAAACAUCCCACCAGAAAUUGGAAAUCUAGAUGAGCUUGUACAAUUGAAUCUAUCACACAAUCAGCUUACAGGUCCAAUCCCUGAAACUUUAUCAAAACUCAAUCAGAUUGAGAGCUUGGACAUAUCACACAAUCAGCUGAGUGGUGCGAUACCCUGGCAAUUGACUCAGCUAACGUCCUUGGAGGUCUUCUCUGUUGCUUACAAUAACUUAUCCGGAUGUACGCCGGGUAUCAAAAACCAAUUUGUCACAUUUAAUAUGGGUAGCUAUGAGGGUAAUAUUGGAUUACAUGGGCCGCCACUGGAGAAGACUUGCACCUCUGACUCAAAUCCAACUGUUAAAGUAGGAGAAAACCAAGAUGAUAGCAGUGUGGAGGAUGAUGCCAUUUUCUUUGCAAUACUUGCAGCUUCGUUCAUCAUUGGCUUCUGGGUUUGUAUUGCUCUAUUGUUAUGUCAUCACACCGGGCAGCACAUUCGCAGUAUAUUGGAUGGUUAUGUGGACUCCUUGACUGAAAGGUUCUUAAUGGCAGCACAUAAGCAGACGUGCAUGCAGCCAAAUCGCAAGUGA